GUAUUUUCUAAUCUGAUUGAUAUGAUUAUUUUUUACCAAUCUGUAAAUUUAUACUAAAAUUUUGUUUUCCAGAAUAAUGUCGGUAUCUCGAAGUGUGCGUUUAUGUCGCCUUUUAUCUGUUUCCACAAGAAGGGCAUACAGCGAUAGCACUGAUCGAGUAGUUAUCAAGCCUAUUGCCCGAGCACCAAAAAUUUACACGAAAACUGGGGACAAAGGAACCUCAGCACUUUAUACCGGAGAAAGAAGGCCGAAAGAUGAUAAGGUUUUUGAAGCUUUGGGUUCCACAGACGAAUUAUCCAGUCACAUAGGGUUGGCUAUAGCAUUUGCGGAAGAACAGAAGCAUCCGUAUAUUGGACAGCUUCAGAGAGUACAGUGUAUCUUACAGGAUAUUGGAUCCUGUAUAGCUACCCCGAGAAGUACAGCUAGGGAUUCACAUUUGAUUAAAACUGGAUUUAGCUCCAGGCAUACUGGAGAAUUGGAGGUUUGGAUUGAUGAAUAUACUGCUCAGCUACCACCUUUAGAGAACUUCAUAUUACCAGGAGGCGGAAAAACUGCCUCACAGAUACAUAUAUGUAGAGCAGUUUGCAGGAAAGCGGAAAGAUGUGUUACACCUUUGGUUUCCUCUGAUGAAUGUGAACCCGAGACACAGAAAUAUUUGAACAGAUUGUCAGACUUCCUUUUUACUAUUGCAAGGUUUACUGCAAUGUUAGAGGGUAACUCAGAGAACAUUUAUACAAGGCCGGAAAACCGAGGAAAAACUUAAACUCCAUCUUUAGAGGGAAUCUGGAAGAAGAAAAAAUAAUCCACAGUUCUCAUUCUGGUUUUCAAUGAUUUCAUAACUUAAAUUUUUUGUUGAUUGGACUGUAAGCUGAAUUUUAAGUGAACCUCCAUGCAAAGAUGGAAAAGCCCGAUUCAUUACUGUACCCUUGAAACCUUUAUCUGAUCAAAAAUGUGGAAGAUAUUGUCGUUUUUUUAGAUUCAUAUUUGUUUUCCUGAAGUAGAAAUGCAGGUUACUUUUAUAAAGAACCCACAUUUAUAAAUAAUCAGUUUUUAAUUAAUAAUUAUAAAGUCAUACUUUAUCAGACAACACUUGUAAGGUUACCGUUGUGAAUGGGGCAUUGCCAUCUUUGCAUGUAGGUUCACUUGAAAUUACGCUUACAGUCCCGUUAAAUGUUGUAUUCUCUUUAUAUAUCAAGUAAUAAUUUUAGCAGGUGUAAAAUAAUCUAGUUAUAGUAUACGUGCAUUGAGAAUAUUCCGUGUCCUUAAAUAUAUUCUUACAG
Eurytemora carolleeae is the source of this 1280-nucleotide messenger RNA. Its product is annotated as cob(I)yrinic acid a,c-diamide adenosyltransferase, mitochondrial. Gene Ontology annotation, molecular function: corrinoid adenosyltransferase activity. The coding region runs from base 77 to 763 and encodes 228 amino acids. The transcript is spliced from 9 exons. The record is from RefSeq and is a predicted model, not a curated record. NCBI's taxonomy places the organism in Eukaryota, Metazoa, Arthropoda, Copepoda, Calanoida, Temoridae.